Messenger RNA from Lolium rigidum, 1034 nucleotides. RefSeq names its product polyadenylate-binding protein 3-like. NCBI's taxonomy places the organism in Eukaryota, Viridiplantae, Streptophyta, Magnoliopsida, Poales, Poaceae. Gene Ontology annotation, molecular function: RNA binding. The transcript has 4 exons. The record is from RefSeq and is a predicted model, not a curated record. The coding region runs from base 341 to 781 and encodes 146 amino acids.
ACUGUGAGUUAGUCGUCGAGAUGGUUGGUUCGCCGCCGCCGCCGCUCUCUCUUUCUCUAUUCCCCAACUCCGGCGCCACCGGCUGCUCGCCCCUUCCAGAAAGCGUAAAGUCAUGAUGUAGAUUGACCCCCUCCGCCGCCCCCUUCCCCAAUACUGUCUCGGCGGCGGUGGCCUUGGGCCGUCCUCCGCGUUGAUCGAAGAUCGAUGGCGCCAUCCUCGUCGCUCGCCUAGGCGGUCAAGCCCAGCAUGCGGUUCCCGGAACGGUGCCUGGACGUCGUAGCGGUGCGCCCCUCGUGUCGAUUCGGCGGUGGUGCAGGCGGUGUGGUAGGAGGCCGACGAAAUGGUUCUUCGAGGUCAAACGGGAGUCGAUGGGAGGCAUCGCCGGCGCGUGUUUCCUGAUCGCCGGCGCGUCCCCUUCUCCUCUGAUUGCCAGCUGCAGGUUGAUUAUAUGUGUACGCCGGAGGAAGUGCAGCAGCAUUUUCAACCUUGCGGAACUGUCAACAGAGUGACGAUCUUGAUUGACAAGUUUGGACAACCAAAAGGUUUCGCUUACGUGGAAUUUCUUGAACUAGAAGUAGUUCAGGAGGCUGAAUCUGAACUACAUGGUCGUCAGAUCAAGGUUUCACCAAAGAGGGCCAAUGUCCCUGGGAUGAAGCAGCGUCCACCACGCGGAGCAUUUAAUCCGUACAUUGGAUACCUUUAUAGAUCAUAUGGGUUACCGUAUUUCCCACCGUACCGUGGUUAUGGGAGAGUUCCCAGAGUCUGUCAGCCAACCCGCUAGAGGCCUUACUACCGAAGUAGGAUGUUUCAUGAAGCAUUAUGCCAACCAUAGUCGAUGUGCGGAAUAAUUAGUCUACAUGCCGUUUAGAUGAAUUUCUGUGUAGCCAUGGCCAACUUUCAUAAUUUCAUUUCUUCGACCUGGAGGUUGAAUACAGUGAAUAAUACUGUUCAGUUUGUUAAAAUACUGAAACCACUCUUGAGAUACUGAGUUGUACUAUUCCAAGUUUUCUCGUGCCAGCUCUAUUCCGAAUUUA